This is a messenger RNA of Staurois parvus, 403 nucleotides long. The record is from the annotation of a GenBank genome assembly. NCBI's taxonomy places the organism in Eukaryota, Metazoa, Chordata, Amphibia, Anura, Ranidae.
AUGGUUCCAGGAGCAUUAUAUCACUCUCUCUUUUUAUAUCUCUCCACCGAGGUCAUGUUUGGGAAUGAAAGAGAAAAAUCAUGGUGCAGCCAGUUUUUUUAUAAAAGUAUCCAACAAUUUAAUAAAAAUUUACACUCACAAAAAGGGUGUCUUCACCGACACCAGUAUAACAGCAUAAAACAGCAAAUGGUAUAACAGUCUCCUGUUCCCCGUACACUCACUACAGCGCUCGUGACUUAAUUUUCUCCACAAACGUCAGCAUCCAGUAAGCUUACUGGAUGCUGACGUUUGUGGAGAAAAUUAAAAUUGGACAUUUUUGUUUUUUUAUAUUCACAAAUUUAAUUAUUUAAAUUACUUAUGUUUUGCACAUAAUUUUGAUAUUUUUUGUUAUUAAUUGAUAAUA